GCUAGCAGAAAGAAUAUACGGCCCUAUACACAUGUUAUACAUUACAUGGCACGUAUCAUCUUCAAGACAGAUUUAUCCAUUUAAAUUUUAUUAUUUAACUUGUUUUCAUCCAUUGGGAGAAAAAUUGGAUAUUGAAAAUAUCUAGAUUUAAUAUCGAAAUUGUGUGGAAAAACAAGAACGACAUGUCGCGAUGGAUCAGUGCACGGCGAGCUUGAUAGUCGUGGGAGAUGAGAUCUUGCGCGGGCAAAUAGUCGACACGAACACGUCGUACCUGGCGAGAAAUUUAACUGCUGCUGGAGUGAGAUUGGAGAGAGUCACAGUGGUCCCUGAUGUCGUGGACCACAUUGCUAAGGAAAUAAAUAAUGUCUCAAAUCAGCACGCUAUCAUAUUUACGUCCGGCGGUGUUGGCCCGACUCACGACGACGUUACUUACGAAGCUGUAGCAAAAGCUUUCGGACUGAAGCUCGAAUUACAUGAGGAGCUGCUUGAUAUAUACGCUCGCCUGAUACCUGAUAAGCAAGAGAUAAAACGACUUGCCGUUGCGCCCAGUUCUUGCAAAGUUAUUCACGUCAAUGCAACUGAGAAUUUUCCGAUAAUAAGCGUAAAAAAUGUCUACGUAUUACCUGGUUCUCCAAAAUAUUUCGAGCCUGCCGUGGACGCGAUAAUUCCUCGAUUGGAUGGAUGCACACCGCUGAGCCACGAACAUAUAGAUAUCGAAUUAAACGAACUGUCUAUAGUAAACAUCCUAGACAAACAAGCAGAACGCUGGAAGGGCAAAGUGAAGAUCGGCAGCUAUCCUCAAUCAGAACCGCGAUCUUAUACGAGAAUCACCUUGGAAGGAGCUCGGGAGGCAGUUGCAGAGGCGAAGGAGGAAUUUCUGUAUUAUCUGCCGAUGCAAAAAAUUAUGAAUUUGGAAUUCGGAUUCGGCAAAUUUCAAAUGAAUGCCGUUUUGGAGGACAGCAAGAAUGAAGCACAUGUUAAGAAUGCUUUGGACAUAUUAAAUGAAUGCUACGACAAGUACAAAGCGGAUGAAAUUUUUAUUAGCUUCAAUGGCGGCAAGGAUUGCACAGUGGUGUUGCAUUUAGCUGCCGUCAUUGCCAAGUCACGCAACAUCUCGCCCCUGUUGUGCUUGUAUGUGACCGCCGAUUCUUUUCCGGAGAUAGAUGCGUUUGUGGAAUCAGCUGCUCGGUAUUAUGCCUUGAAGAUAAUACGGAAGCCGCGGCCAAUACGAGUCGCGUUGUCCGCGCUACUGGAAGAAAAUUGCAACUUGAAAGCGAGUUUGAUGGGCACGAGGAAAGGCGAUCCGGGUUCGGAAAAUCUGCAACCGUUCACACUCACUGAUCCGGGCUGGCCGCAGUUGAUGCGCGUCAAUCCUAUCUUGAACUGGUCGUACAGUCAAGUGUGGACGUUUCUGUUAACGCACAAUGUCCCCUAUUGCUCGCUCUACGAUCAAGGAUAUACGAGUAUCGGUAGUAGAAGUACCACAACGCGGAAUCCGUUGUUGAAGGACCCCAACAAUCCGUCGUCUUACCUACCGGCGUAUACUUUGAUCGAUAAAUCCGCCGAGAGAGAGGGCAGAGCAUGAUGAAGCGUGAAUUUAGCACAGACAAUUUUUAGAAAUCUAGGUAAUCUCUAAACUUGGAGCCGGCUAGUAUUAUUAUAAUAUAUAUUAAUAUAUACAUCAAUAUAUAUUAAUAUAUUGCCAUUAGUAUAAAUUAUUAGUAAUAAGUACUUCCCGGUGAAUCGAUUUUUACUCCUACGAUACUAUGACAUGGAUGAUUUUAUUCUAUCGCGAUAUGCGCAGUAUUUUUUGAUAUUUUUUAAACUCGAUGAUUGGGCACUGUCCAAGUGUCUUCAGGGUGCAAUAUUGACAAACAAAUAAAUAACUUUUAAG
Ooceraea biroi (clonal raider ant) is the source of this 1894-nucleotide messenger RNA. RefSeq names its product tRNA (guanine(37)-N1)-methyltransferase. The record is from RefSeq and is a predicted model, not a curated record. NCBI's taxonomy places the organism in Eukaryota, Metazoa, Arthropoda, Insecta, Hymenoptera, Formicidae. Gene Ontology annotation, biological process: tRNA N1-guanine methylation; FAD biosynthetic process; mitochondrial tRNA methylation. Gene Ontology annotation, cellular component: cytoplasm; mitochondrial matrix. Gene Ontology annotation, molecular function: tRNA (guanine(37)-N1)-methyltransferase activity; FMN adenylyltransferase activity.